Messenger RNA from Periophthalmus magnuspinnatus, 5080 nucleotides. RefSeq lists its product as uncharacterized. The record is from RefSeq and is a predicted model, not a curated record. Lineage: Eukaryota; Metazoa; Chordata; Actinopteri; Gobiiformes; Gobiidae. Gene Ontology annotation, molecular function: zinc ion binding; protein binding.
GGACCAAAACAGAGCACCAGACCAAAGACCUCUGACUGUGGUCAGAAUGGCUGCUGUGAAGUCUGAGGACCAGUUCCUCUGCUCCAUCUGUCUGGACCUGUUCACUGAGCCAGUGACCACACCAUGUGGACACAACUUCUGCAAACUCUGCCUCUCUCAGCACUGGGACACCAGCGCCCCCUGCAGGUGCCCCCUGUGUAAAGAGCUGUUCCGCAUAAAGCCAGAGCUCAAAGUGAACACACUGCUCUCCGAGAUGCUUUCUCAGGUCAAACAGGAAACAGGAAGUAGUUGUGAACAAGAGUCCAGAGCAGGAGAAGUGUCCUGUGAUUACUGCACCGGUCCCAAACUGAAGGCACUGAAGUCCUGCCUGGUCUGUCUGUCCUCAUACUGUGAGACGCACCUCCAACCUCAUCUGAGUGUGCCCGGGCUGAAGAGUCACCAGCUGAUCCAGCCUGUGUACAACAUGGAGGAGAGGAUGUGUCCACAACACCACAGACCUCUGGAGCUCUUCUGCUGCAACGACCAGACUUGUGUCUGCAUCAUGUGCUCUGUUUUAGAGCACCAGUGCCAUAAGUUUGUGUAUCUGAAGGAAGAGUUCCACCGCAGAAAGGCCGCACUGCAGCAGACUCAGGAGCAGAGCUUGGACAUGGUGGAGCAGAGAAGGCUGAAGAUCCAGAAGCUCCAGAGCUCAGUGGAGCAGAGUCAGACAGCAGCCCACACAGAGAUGGCCACAGGGCUGGAGGCCUUCAACGCUCUGAUAGAGUGUGUUCAGAGGAGCAGAGAGGCCUUCAUACAGAAGCUCCAGGAGAGGCAGAGGCACACCCAGAAACAGGCUGAAGCCCUGAUCCUACAGCUACAGCAGGAGAUCUGUGCUCUGCAGCAGAGAAGCACUGAGGCAGAAACACUUCAACGCUCUGAAGACCACCUGCACUUCCUCCUGCACUGCACUACACUCACGCCCCCUACUGGACUGAAGGACUGGAGUAAAGUGACACUGGAGACAGAGACGUAUGAGGGCACUGCAGGACGGGCUCUAGCUGAGCUGGAGCAGAAACUCAUUCCAGAAAUAAUGAAAGUGUUUAAGGGCGAACUGAGGAGAGUGAGACAGUUUGCUGUGGACCUCACUCUGGACCCAGACACAGCUCAUGUUAAUCUGUUUGUGUCUGAUGAUCUGAAGCAGGUUCAAUACACGGAUGUUAUGAUCUUCAUAGACAGUCCUAGGAGAUUUUCAUGGAAAAAUAUUUUAACACAGCAGAGUUUUUCUUCAGAAAAGUUCUACUUUGAGGUUCAAGUCAAAGGAAAGACUUCAUGGACUUUAGGAGUGGCCAAAGAGUCUGUUCAAAGAAAGAACACUGAACAAACUCUGACCAGUAACUAUGGUUACUGGUGCCUCUAUAUGAAAAACAUAGGUGAGUUUGAGGCUUGUUCUGAACCUGCAGUCCGUCUGUCCCUGAAGUGUCCUCCUCAGAAGGUUGGGGUGUUUGUGGACUAUGAUGAGGGUCUAGUCUCUUUUUAUGACGCUGAUUCUGCAGAUCUCAUCUACUCCUUCAGCGGCUGCAGCUUCCGGGAGAAGCUGUUUCCAUUUCUAAAUCCUUGUUAUAACUAUGAGGGUAUAAACGCUGCUCCUCUGGUCCUUACUGUUGUUAAAAAUUGCCAUGAUCCUCUGCCUCUGAACCACAGAGGAAUCCACGUCAUCAGAGCUUCACCAAGUGGUGUUCCUAUUCCCCCAGAGCCCUCACGUCCUCUGCACCUCGACUCCUUCAUUUGGCUCAUUUACCAAGGAUGCACCUGUGGAUCGGUCAGAAUGGCUGCUGUGAGGUCUGAGGACCAGUUCCUCUGCUCCAUCUGUCUGGACCUGUUCACUGAGCCAGUGACCACACCAUGUGGACACAACUUCUGCAAACUCUGCCUCUCUCAGCACUGGGACACCAGUGCCCCCUGCAGGUGCCCCCUGUGUAAAGAGCUGUUCCACAUAAAGCCAGAGCUCAAAGUGAACACACUGCUUUCAGAAGUGGUCUCUCAGUUCAAACAGGAAACAGGAAGUAGCUGUGAACAAGAGCCCAGAGCAGGAGAAGUGUCCUGUGAUUACUGCACCAGUCCCAAACUGAAGGCGCUGAAGUCCUGCCUGGUCUGUCUGUCCUCAUACUGUGAGACGCACCUCCAGCCUCAUCUGAGUGUGCCCGGGCUGAAGAGUCACCAGUUGAUCCAGCCUGUGUACAACAUGGAGGAGAGGAUGUGUCCACAACACCACAGACCUCUGGAGCUCUUCUGCUGCAACGACCAGACUUGUGUCUGCACCAUGUGCUCUGUUUUAGAGCACCAGUCUCAUAAGUUUGUGUCUCUAAAGGAAGAAUUUGAUCGGAGAAAGGCCUCACUGCAGCAGACUCAGGAGCAGAGCUUGGACAUGGUGGAGCAGAGAAGGCUGAAGAUCCAGAAGCUCCAGAGCUCAGUGGAGCAGAGUCAGACAGCAUCCCACACAGAGAUGGCCACAGGGCUGGAGGCCUUCAACGCUCUGAUAGAGUGUGUUCAGAGGAGCAGAGAGGCCUUCAUACAGAAGCUCCAGGAGAGGCAGAGGCACACCCAGAAACAGGCUGAAGCCCUGAUCCUACAGCUACAGCAGGAGAUCUGUGCUCUGCAGCAGAGAAGCACUGAGGCAGAGACACUUCAACGCUCUGAAGACCACCUGCACUUCCUCCUGUACUGCACUACACUCACGCCCCCUACUGGACUGAAGGACUGGAGCAAAGUGACACUGGAGACAGAGACGUAUGAGGGCACUGCAGGACGGGCUCUAGCUGAGCUGGAGGACAGUCUGAAGGAGACACUAAAAGACAUCAUGUCUGAAGAAAAAAUGAAGAUGAUUAAGGCUGAACUGAGGAGAAUGAAACAGUUUGCUGUGGACCUCACUCUGGACCCAGACACAGCUCAUGUUAAACUGUUUGUGUCUGAUGAUCUGAAGCAGGUUCAACACACAGAUCAGAAGAACUUCACAGAUGGUCCUCAGAGAUUUGCUUGGUGCAAUGUUUUAACAAAGCAGAGUUUUUCUUCAGGCAGGUUCUACUUUGAGGUUCAAGUCAAAGGAAAGACUUCAUGGACUUUAGGAGUGGCCAAAGAGUCUGUAGAGAGAAAGGACAUAAAGGCUCUGACAAGUAACUAUGGUUACUGGUGCCUCUAUAUGAAAAACAUAGGUAAGUUUGAGGCUUGUUCAGACCCUGCAAUCCUUCUGUCUCUGAAGUGUCCUCCUCAGAAGGUGGGGGUGUUUGUGGACUAUAACGAGGGUCUGGUCUCCUUUUAUGAUGCUGAUUCUGCAGAUCUCAUCUACUCCUUCAGUGGCUACAGCUUCAGCGAGAAACUGUUUCCAUUUUUUAAUCCUUGUAAUAAUAAUAGUGGUGAAAACUCCACUCCUUUGGUCCUUACUGCAGUGGAGAAGGUCAGAAUGGCUGCUGCUGUGAAGUCUGAGGACCAGUUCCUCUGCUCCAUCUGUCUGGACCUGUUCACUGAGCCAGUGACCACACCAUGUGGACACAACUUCUGCAAACUCUGCCUCUCUCAGCACUGGGACACCAGCGCCCCCUGCAGGUGCCCCCUGUGUAAAGAGCUGUUCCACAUAAAGCCAGAGCUCAAAGUGAACACUCUGUUCUCAGAGCUGCUCUCUCAGUUCAAACAGGAAACAGGAAGUAGCUGUGAACAAGAGCCCAGAGCAGGAGAAGUGUCCUGUGAUUACUGCACCAGUCCCAAACUGAAGGCACUGAAGUCUUGCCUGGUCUGUCUGUCCUCAUACUGUGAGACGCACCUCCAGCCUCAUCUGAGCAUGUCCAGACUGAAGAGUCACCAGCUGAUCCAGCCUGUGGACAACAUGGAGGAGAGGAUGUGUCCACAACACCACAGACCUUUGGAGCUCUUCUGCUGCAACGACCACACUUGUGUCUGCAUCAUGUGCUCUGUUUUAGAGCACCAGUGCCAUAAGUUUGUGUAUCUGAAGGAAGAGUUCCACCGCAGAAAGGCCGCACUGCAGCAGACUCAGGAGCAGAGCUUGGACAUGGUGGAGCAGAGAAGGCUGAAGAUCCAGAAGCUCCAGAGCUCAGUGGAGCAGAGUCAGACAGCAGCCCACACAGAGAUGGCUACAGGGCUGGAGGCCUUCAACGCUCUGAUAGAGUGUGUUCAGAGGAGCAGAGAGGCCUUCAUACAGAAGCUCCAGGAGAGGCAGAGGCACACCCAGAAACAGGCUGAAGCCCUGAUCCUACAGCUACAGCAGGAGAUCUGUGCUCUGCAGCAGAGAAGCACUGAGGCAGAAACACUUCAACACUCUGAAGACCACCUGCACUUCCUCCUGCACUGCACUACACUCACGCCCCCUACUGGUCUGAAGGACUGGAGCAAAGUGACACUGGAGACAGAGACAUAUGAGGGGACUGCAGGACGGGCUCUGGUUGAGCUGGAGGACAGUCUGAAGGAGACACUAAAGGACAUCAUGUCUGAAGAAAAAAUUAAUAUGAUUAAGGCUGAACUGAGGAGAGUGAGACAGUUUGCUGUGGGCCUCACUCUGGACCCAGACACAGCUCAAGUGAAUCUGUCUGUGUCUGAUGAUCUGAAGCAGGUUCAUCUCACAUAUCUGAGGAACUUUACAGAUAGUCCUCUGAGAUUUACUUGGUGGACUGUUUUAACCAAGCAGAAUUUCUCUUCAGGCACGUUCUACUUCAAGGUUCAAGUCAAAGAUAAGACUUCAUGGUAUUUAGGAGUGGCCAAACAGUCUGUGAACAGAAAGAACACGAAUGCUCUGACCAGUAACUAUGGAUACUGGUGCCUCUAUAUGAAAAACAUAGGUGAGUUUGAGGCUUGUUCUGACCCUGCAGUCCUUCUGUCCCUGAAGUGUCCUCCUCAGAAUGUGGGGGUGUUUGUGGACUAUGAUGAGGGUCUAGUCUCUUUUUAUGACGCUGAUUCUGCAGAUCUCAUCUACUCCUUCACCGAUUGCAGCUUCAGCGAGAAACUGUUUCCAUUUUUAAAUGUUUGUAAUAAUUUUCAUGGUAACUCUGCUCCGCUGGUCCUUACUGCAGUGGAGAAGUGACAGCAGCAUUCAUAA